AUGCGACGGAUGGCGACGCUUUCUGCGGCGCGCGGCCACCUUGCUUUGAGGUGCGCUCGGUUCUGCAGGCUGGCCGAGAAUCUUCAGGGUGCCUCCGACGAGCGCCUCGGCGCGCUGCAGCGGAGGCUGUCCGAGGCGGAGGCGCGGCGCGCCGGGGAGGCGGCGGGGCGCGCGGGCGAGCUGGAGGCGGCCCGGGGGCGCUGGGCCGCCGAGUCCGCGGAGCUGGGCCAACAGCUGGAGGUGGCUCAUGGCUUCACGCAGAGCCUGUCGCAGCUUCCGGCGCCAGCGGUCCCGCCCCACGUGGCCGCGGCGAUGGUGUCGCACGUCUGGGCGCGCGCCCGCCUGUUCGCGUGCCGCGCCAGAAGCGGCUCGCCGUGCCGGGUGGUGCACCAGGGCACCGGCCGCGGCGUGCCCGCCAGUUACACGGUGGAUGACUCGAUGGAGACGCUCAUCAUCGAGGAGCUGGUGACGCCAGCGGACGUGAGCUCCCCCCGACGGGCGCACGUGCACCGCCUGCGGGAGGUGCGCAACGUCUGGGUGUGCGCCGACAGCGAGCUUGCCAGGUGCAUGCACCGGGUGCUUCGCCGUGGCAUCACUGACCCGGACCGCGUGCUGCUGCUUGACGUCCCGGCCGGGCCCGUGGGGCUUGUGGUGCACAGCCCGCAGGCACGGGAGGAGCUCCUGGACGGGCUGGCGGUGCUGGUGGCCGUUCAGCGAGUGGAACGAGAGCCCGAACUGCUCGGCCGCUGCUCCCCGGCCGGCCUCCGGCCGCCGGGGCUGUCGCUGCAGGCAGCCCACCUCUCAGGCCCCGUCUGCGCCAUGCUGGCGCGGGGCGGCGCGGGGCUGGUGCCGCCCCCGGAGAGCCCGAAGGCGACGAGACGCGCGCUGGACCUGGCGGCGCGGUCGCUGGGCAUGGAGGAGCUCUGGCGUCACCAUAUGGGUGAGCCACCCCGGGAUACCGAGUGAGCGCCGCCGAAGGGCAGCAUGGGACGGUUGGACAGCCUCGGCACGCAGGCAUCGGAGGACCAGCGGUGCAGAUCAUACAGGGCUCAGCUGGUGGAGAAGGAGAGGCAGCUGGAGCUCAAGGACCAGCACAUCUCCCGCCUGCUGGCCGUGUUGAGGCAGCAGCGGGGCACCGAGGAGGAGUCGACGAUGUGUCCCACCGCCAGCAUCGGCGGCCGCAGCGCGAUGACGGCUUCCGCGCCCGCCCACUAGCCACCGGGGCCCGGGCGCCCCCCUCCGCCGCGCGGGCCCCCCUUCGCGCGGCGGGCGCACCUGUCAGCGUUGCGGCCCUCGGAGCCUCCCGCCCUCGGGCCCCUUCGCCCCCCGCUCGUGCCCCCCGUCCUCCUCGCUCCUCGUU
Molecule: messenger RNA, 1360 nt
Organism: Prorocentrum cordatum
Lineage: Eukaryota; Dinophyceae; Prorocentrales; Prorocentraceae
Source: the annotation of a GenBank genome assembly